This is a messenger RNA of Echinococcus granulosus, 1188 nucleotides long. RefSeq names its product Neuropeptide Y receptor. Gene Ontology annotation, biological process: G protein-coupled receptor signaling pathway. The transcript is spliced from 3 exons. NCBI's taxonomy places the organism in Eukaryota, Metazoa, Platyhelminthes, Cestoda, Cyclophyllidea, Taeniidae. The record is from RefSeq and is a predicted model, not a curated record. Gene Ontology annotation, molecular function: neuropeptide Y receptor activity; neuropeptide binding. Gene Ontology annotation, cellular component: neuron projection; plasma membrane. Bases 1 to 1188 code for a protein of 395 amino acids.
AUGCCGAAUAUCGGAGCUCCUCCAGGCGAGGUGUCUACCUUUGAAUGGGGUCCUCUAAUUCAUACAGUAGUUUUCAUCAUUUACGGCGUCAUUAUGAUACUCAGUCUGUUGGGUAACACCAUUGUCAUCCUCGUCAUUCUUCGCUGCAAGUCGAUGCAAUCAAUAACGAACCUCUUCAUCACCAACCUUGCUGUCUCCGACCUACUCAUGAGUCUGGUUGCGGCGCCAUUCACACCCAUUGCUGUGUUCUCUGACACAUGGGUGCUACCUCAGCUUCUCUGCAAGCUCCUCAGCUUCACCAUGGGUGUUUCUGUGUAUGUCUCUACACUAACGUCUACAGCCAUUGCGGUGGAUCGAUAUCUGGUCAUUGUGCAUCCCUUCUUCUCAAAAAUGCGCAAAUGGAUGUGCGGAACCAUAAUAGCUACGAUCUGGGCGAUCGCCACGCUCAUCUGCCUACCGCUCGCCAUCCAUCAAACCACUACCGUCGAUCCCAUCCUAAAUGUAACAAUUUGUACGGAAUUCUGGCCUCCUGGGGAGUCUAGACGGAUAUUUUCAAUCCUCAGUUUUGUAUUUCAAUUUGUGGCGCCCUCUGUGGUGAUAUCCUUUUGCUACUUCUACGUAAGUCGACUUUUGAGGAAUCGCCGCCAACAAAAGCUGGGGUCUCGAUUGCGCAGCACUCAAAAACAGGACCUUGAAGCACGAAGGCACAAUAAAACUAACAGGAUGCUCAUAGCCAUGGUGGUUGUGUUCGUGGUGUGUUGGAUUCCACUGAAUGCGCUGUCGAUAUACAGUGAUAUCAAGACCAACGACCCUAAUUUCACAUUGCCCUAUUUCAACGCAAUCUUCGUGACCUGCCAUAUUAUCGCAAUGAGCUCGGCCGUCUAUAAUCCUCUGCUUUACGCCUGGCUUAGUGAGACCUUCCGACGCAACCUGAGAACCCUCGUGCCACAAUGGCGUGUAAAAUCGGGUGCUGUUGGUGCCCUUGAUGCCGCUACUGCUGUUGAUGCUGCCGCAGAAGCGGUGCUAAGAACAAGCGGCGUAAACGAUAUCGACUUGGCACGUAAAAACAUAGAGUCUCAAACAUGUUCUGGUGAUGGAGAAAUGGAAGUUCUUCCGUAUAUUCAAUUGCAGGAGACAGGUCGAUCUGACCUGGGGGUGCAAAAUGAUCUCAAGAAGAGUGAACAUUGA